GCUCGCCCGCCGCACUCGCUGUGCCUCAGCGGGGACCUACUAAAGCUAUUUUGAAAGUGACCCCUCGGCCAGAGCGCGGGGAGGGAGCAGCGAGCCGGGCGCAGCUGUCCGGAAUCAUGACUGAAGAUGACGGAUUCCGUGGUGGUGGAGGGUCACGUCAAGUUGAGAGAUGGAAAAAAGUGGAAGAGUAGGUGGCUGGUGCUGCGCAAGCCCUCCCCUGUCGCAGACUGUUUGCUCAUGCUGGUGUACAAGGAUAAAUCUGAACGAGCGAAAGGGCACAAGGAGAGAAGCAGCGUGACCUUAGAAGACAUCUGUGGCUUGGAUCCUGGGCUCUCCUAUGAGGGCUUGAAUCACACCCUUGCAAUCAUCUGUCUUUCUCAAGUCGUGAUGCUAGGAUUUGAGAACAAGGAAACAAUGUAUGCAUGGGAUAUACGAAUCCGCUACAGUUUGGGGGAAGGGGCUGGUGUUUUCUUCCUCUCUUGUGCUGAAGGAGAGCAGAUCAGCUUUCUGUUUGACUGUAUCGUCCGCGGCAUCUCCCCGACGAAAGGCCCUUUUGGUUUGCGUCCAGUGCUACCAGAUCCAACUACAAAUCCGGCAUAUUCAGAAGAAAGAUUGGCUCAUGAAGCUUUGCAAUUAGAGAAGCGCUUGAGCUUGCUGUCUCAUACAAGUCGCCAGGGCAGCGGAGGAGAUGAUCGAAGUCUUUCAAGCUCAUCUUCAGAUACCAGCCACUCAGAUGUUAGUGUUGGGAGCAGAUUGACAAUUUGGCCUGAACAAUCUUCAGCCAGCACUUCGCAAGAGAGUCAUGGACUGGCAGCUGCAAAGGGCAUUCAUCUUGGAGAAGAAAAGAUCCAUCCAGAAGGGGCACGUGGCACCACCAAACCGCCUCCAAAGCCCCUUCGGUCCAGACAACUGCAAGAGAUAGGCCGUCAGAGCUCAUCUGACAGUGGAAUAGCUACUGGUAGUCACUCUUCUUACUCUGGAAGCUUCUCUUCCUAUGCUGGGAGCUUGGACAUCUGCCAUGGCGAUGAGUUUGGAUCAUUGCUUAGCCUGCCAUUGAACUUUCCUUCGGAUCAGAAUUUAUGUACUUGUCCUCACAGUGAGCCUCAGAGAGGUGUGGGAUCAGAGUAUCAGGUUCCCAGCUCUCUCAGACAUAUUUAUGAUAUACCCAGGAGUUUGUUACAGGCAGCUGCUAAAGACGUGCAACCCAAGAGUGCAGAUUCCACGCUACCCAAGGACCAGGCCCUGCCUCAUGGUGCUAAUGAUCCAAAACUGCUCCUUCCACACUUAGAAGCACAGAGGGCACCAGAGCACAGCCAGGACAGAGGGAGACCGUCAUCCUUACUCCCAGAAAGCACCAAAGACUCAAGCAAUGAGGCGUGUGUGGAUUUUGUUUCGAGGUGGUCAGAUACAAAACCACCAGGACAGGUGUCAGACUCCAAAAGUAGUGAGUUAGCGCCACCUAGUGGAGCCUCAGCUGACCCCUAUGACACAUGUAGCCCCCACCUUGGGAUGACAAGAGCUCUUUUUUCAGCUUGUCCAAUCUGUGGUGGACUAAAGGGAUCAGCAAUAUUACAGCCAGGAGUCUUACCAGCUCUACCAGGUGCUUCUUCUGUCAUGGCAGCUUCUGGGUCUCUGAAACUACAGAGAGGGCACAGUCUCCAAGCUGGUCCUAAAGUUGGUUAUGAGGUGCUGACACUACCUGCAGAACCUGGAACUCCUACUAGCUCUGAGGAGCCUGAAGGGGCUGUAGGUUAUUCAGCUGAUGUCCCUACAUCAGAUCGACCCCACAGUGAGACAGCCACCUACGUUAAUAUUCCUGUCAGUCCUACUUCCAAAAAACAACUUCAUUACAUGGAACUGGAACUUCAAGAAGCCAGCACAAGCAUAAGAGGGAGUGGAUCAUCCAGAUAUGCACAGAUUGACAUUGCAGCCACCGAGACAGCACACAAAGUGGGAACGCAGCAUGCGCAGUGCCGGGAGGAACGCUUGCAGGAGCUGGAGCAGAAGAAGAAAGGAGCUCAGCAGUGACUUAUCUAUGAAAGAACUUUUGCUCGCCAUAAAUUGGUACUAAUUUAAAUUCCAAGAGAUUGAAAUUUAUUUGAAAAAAAUACAAAGCUGCCAUUGCAUAUUGUAUUUAUACCAGAUUCAUUCCAAUAUUUUGAUUCCUAAUUGGAAAGCUGGUAACGUGGGGGGGGGAGGAGGUGCAUUCUUUCUUUUUUAAAAAAAUUUUUUUUGGUUGUAAAUUCCUUUUCUUUUUCAUAUGCAAUAGAUGUAAACUACCUUUUUCUAUCAGUCUAAAGUCAUGUAGGAACCUGGAACCAAUUCCAGUGCUUUUUAAAUGGUGGCAUUUUCUUUAAAGAAUUUGAAUGGGUGCAGAUAAGGGGAUGUGAGUGUGCGUGGUAUGUGUACACAUGUUUGCACGCGUGCAUAUGUAUGUUUGUAUGUAAGCACACAUUACAGAUAAAAUAUAUGUAUAUGUCUGAGUGUAUAAAUUAUGUAAAACCUUCAUUAAUGUAUUAAUGAAAUCUUACGAAAGCCAGAAAACUCAGUGCCUGAUUAUUUGCAGGCAUGGUUUUGUUCAAUUUAUAUGCUCAUUGAAGGACGUACUUAACUGUAUCUAGGAGUAAUUAAGUUUUAUACCUCACCAAUAUUUGGCUAAAAUUGCUCUGCUUUACAUUUUGCAGUCGUAGGGAUGCAUACAGGCAAGAGCACACACACAUACAAAUGGUUUAAUUUAAUUACGUCUGAAAAGCUAAGUAAUUUGUAGUGAUGUUUUGGAUGCUUCUGUUCUUAAAAGCCCUGUGUUAGACACAAUGGGCUUUGAUUUCAUAGUUGCUGUGUACCUGUAAUUUUUAUCAAUUCUUAUCACCUGGAAUUUAACAUUACAUACUGACAAAAUCAGAUGCCAGGUUUCUCACACAGAAUAGAUUAAAUUAAGUUAUUCAAAAGAAAUAGAGGUAAACAAACAUUUGAAAUUUGAAUUCUUUAUUUAUCCCUCCAAAGCUGUGCCUGAUGUACCAGCAUAAAAAUGGGAUUAUCCACAUUGACAUGAACACUUUUUUUUUUUUUAAUAAUUCUUUGAUAUAUGUAAGUAGCAUUAAACCAGUCCUGGGUUAGAGCAAAAUGUCUUCCAAGAUGUUGUGUGAGGCAGAAUUUGACCUAUAAAUUUAUCUGAUUGUAGCCUCAAUCAUAAUGGAAAUAUCAGACAUCUCUCAAAUUAAAAACAAAAAACAAAAAACAUUUGGGAGGUGAUAACUGCCAUUGUCAUAUUUUCUGUAUGAAGAAAUUAUUUAUUACCCAAGCUUAUUUCUGAAGUGAAAAAAUAAAUAUUUCUUAUGAGACUCUCAUUUUAAAAUAUUUCCUUGCUAUUUGACAAACAGGCCAUAGUGAUCUACUCUGUAAGCACAUGGUUGGUACAAAGGGAGUAGCACGAACUUUUUCCCUGGACUUGAAGCUCCUUGGGCCCAGGUUUUCUAGGGCCCAGUGCUCACCAGGACUAACCAGUGUUGUUCCAUCACAAGUUCUCCACUGCGGGGCUUGUAGGAUGAAACUUCUGUGAUGUGUUUAUUUAUAUUUCAUAUUUAAAAUGAGUCUUGCUAGCCUGAUGUACUGAAAUGCAGUGUUUUCCAGUUCCAUUUGUUGCUUAGCCACUGUUUCAGAGCUGUAUUCUGAUAAUGAAUAAAAAGUUGGGAUUUCAGAAGGCUGGAGUUUAGA
This is a messenger RNA of Tympanuchus pallidicinctus (lesser prairie-chicken), 3714 nucleotides long. RefSeq names its product docking protein 7 (gene DOK7). The transcript is spliced from 11 exons. Gene Ontology annotation, molecular function: protein kinase binding. Lineage: Eukaryota; Metazoa; Chordata; Aves; Galliformes; Phasianidae. Gene Ontology annotation, biological process: neuromuscular junction development; positive regulation of protein tyrosine kinase activity. The coding region runs from base 127 to 2028 and encodes 633 amino acids. The record is from RefSeq and is a predicted model, not a curated record.